Molecule: messenger RNA, 2346 nt
Organism: Didymosphaeria variabile
Lineage: Eukaryota; Fungi; Ascomycota; Dothideomycetes; Pleosporales; Didymosphaeriaceae
Gene: OCT1
Product: Mitochondrial intermediate peptidase
Exons: 2
Coding region: 1-2346 (781 amino acids)
Biological process (GO): peptide metabolic process
Cellular component (GO): mitochondrion
Molecular function (GO): metalloendopeptidase activity
Source: RefSeq, a predicted model, not a curated record
AUGCUGAAGCGGCUUGCGCGACCAUCAGCGGCGCCCGCAGAUGGAACUCCCAACUUCGUCGCCGCCGCCGCCGCCGCCGCACGCGACUCUGCACCGCUGCCAGCCUCGAACCUAUACGGACUCCCGACCGCGCGAGCCAAAGAAGACGAUGAUGCUCUGCGCAAGAUAUUCGACAAUCCAGGAUUCUGGGACGACUUUCAACGCGCUUCUAAGAAGAACCCGCCAACCGGUAUCGUGGGAAACCGCUAUCUCUCGAGCCCCGAGGGCUUCGUCGACUUCGUCACCAUCACGCUCCAAAGAUGCAACGCUGUAGUAGACAAGGUGGCAAGCGCGAGCUGCGUCGAAGAAUACAAAGGCAUGGUGAAGGAGCUAGACAGACUGAGUGACCUUCUCUGCAGGGUCAUCGAUCUUGCCGAUUUUGUGAGGGGAACGCAUCCAAACAGGCAGAUACAGAUCGCAGCGCACAAGGCCUAUGCCAUCAUGUUCCAGUACAUGAACCAGCUCAAUACCACCACGGUACUGAACGACCAGAUCAAAAAGGCAGCCGCAACGCCCGAGGUCUGGGACAGUUGGUCUGAGCAAGAGCGUGUCGUUGCCAACAUAUUAAUCGAGGAUUUUGCAAGAAGUGCUAUAAACCUUCCAGAGGGCAUGCGACAGCGCUUCGUAGACCUCAGUGGCGAGAUUGCACAUGUGGGUACCGAGUUCACCGAGAGAAUGGGUCCGGAAACAAGCCAUUUGCGGUUUGACAGCAAGAGGAUGAAAGGUCUGGAGCCGAACAUGGCACGCGCGCUCACAAAGUGGGGAGAGACCAAGAUUGGGACCAUGAACCACGAGGCUCAGAUGGCCCUACGAUAUGUGGAAGACGCCGAAAUUCGAAGAGAAAUCUACAUGGCCGUUCGAACGGCAAACAAGCCGAGUAUCUCGAGAUUAGAGGGCUUGUUGAAGAGUAGAGCAGAGCUGGCCAAAUUGUCCGGCUACGAAACCUUUGCGCACAUGACUUUGGAAAACAAAAUGGCCAAGUCUCCUGAAGCUGUCAAUCAAUUCCUAAACGCUUUGAUGGCGGACAACAAGCACAAGGUGAACGAAGAGCUGGAUGAGCUACUAGAGCUCAAACGAGCAGACGCGCACUUAGACAAUGCCCCGGACAGAAUCAAUGCCUGGGACAGAUAUUACUACACAUCUAAGCUGCUCUCGAGCAUGGAUACCAAGAUCCGGACGCCGGAUUUCUUGUCAGCCUAUUUUUCCGUCGGGACGGUCAUGCAAGGCCUGUCGAGGUUGUUUGAUCGCUUGUACGGCAUCCGGCUUGUCCCUCGCGAGACACAACCCGGCGAAGUUUGGGAAGACGGAGUGCGGCGACUGGAUGUUGUCUCUGACACGGACGGUCACAUUGCUGUGCUGUACUGCGACCUCUUUUCCCGCGACGGCAAAACUCCAAAUCCAGCCCACUUCACAUUGCGCUGCUCACGAGAGAUUCUCCCUUCGGAGGUUGAAGAAAUGAGCCAGCUGACUCAUUCAUUCUCUUCGCCAGUGGAAGCUGCCACAGACGGCAUGGCCGUCGCAUACAACAAGGGGACUAAUUCGUACUUCCAGCUACCUACCAUAGCGUUGAUAUGCGAUUUCUCCCGCCAACAGAACCGUCCAACCCUCCUCAACUUCAACGAUGUGCGCACCCUCUUCCACGAGAUGGGUCAUGCACUCCACUCCUUCCUCGGACGCACCUCCCUCCAAAACGUCUCAGGCACGCGAUGCGCCACUGACUUCGCCGAACUACCCUCCGUCCUAAUGGAGCACUUCGCUUCCUGCCCCAGCGUCCUCGGUCUGUUCGCGCGCCAUUGGGAAACAGACGCUCCCCUCCCCAUGGCCGCUCUCGAAAAGCGUCUAGCUAUCGAUAUCAAGACACAGCCCGCAGAAACAGAGGCCCAGAUUCUCCUCGCUAUGCUCGAUCAAGCAUACCAUUCCCAGACUCCGCUAUCCCCCAACUUCGACUCUUCAAAGGUCUAUCACGACAUCUACAAUGCGAACGCCUCCAUUCCCGAGCCCGCUGGCACCGCAUGGCAAGGCUUUUUCGGGCAUCUUUUCGGAUACGGUGCAACGUACUACAGCUACCUUUUCGACCGUGCCAUCGCGGGUAAGAUAUGGAGCGAUGUAUUUCAAAAGCCAGGAAAGCAAGGCAGCGUAGAGAGAUCCAACGGUGAGAAGUACAAGAACGAGGUAUUGAAGUGGGGCGGUGGAAGAGACGGGUGGAAAUGUAUCGCGGGUGUCUUGGGGGACGCAAGGCUCGCUGAGGGUGGAGAAGAGGCUAUGAAGGAGGUGGGAAAAUGGGGCGUGAGGGACCCGGGAGCUUAA